AUGAAACCAUACCUCCUAAAUCGAUCUGAGGAUACUUCAGUGCAGCAGUUUAGCCCCUCCGACCUGCAUAAUCUAGUGUCCUCAGGUAGCCUUGACAAGGAAACACCAGAGCUAAUAUUACCCGCCACAUAUGAGAUCCUCGUACAAGAGUUCCGGAAUUUAUGUAUCAACCAUGGCGAGAAGGACCACCAAGCCUUAAAAGAGGAGCAUUUCCCUUCCAUCUUGCAGGUUGACAUGUUACUCCAUCUCUUUCACGAUCGAUUCAUACCAGCACUGCCCAUUUCACACCACAUCACACGCAAUGUUAAUGAGUUUUGGCUUUUGACCCUGGCUAUGGCCGCCAUUGGUUGCCAGUACACUCGGACGCAAGAGUUCGAAUCUAUGGUAGCUCCUCUUCACGAAUUCCUCCGUAGAGGACUGCAACGAGAGAUGGAUUUAUCCUACGAUAAUCCCGAAGCUCAAAUUUACUACCUCAAAGCUUUGUUCUUAAGUCAAAUUUCCUGCUUUUACUACGGCGACAUGGCCAUGCGAAGGCAGGCUCUAAUCCACCGUGGCCUGUUGGUCCAACUCGCCGAGAGCUUGGGACUGUUUGCUGCAGAAACAAGACAGGUCCAUGAUGGAAGUGAUGCGGCAGAUAACGCACACACUCAAUGGCAGCAGUGGAUUCGGUUAGAAACAAAACGGCGCCUCGGUUAUUCUAUUUGGAUGCUUGAUCUGAUGGUCUUCUACCAUUUUGAUAUCCCACCGCUAAUGCCUCAUCGAGUUCCAGAAUCUGACCUGCCGCAUGACGGCUUAUGGACGGCUCCUAAUGAGCAUGAAUGGUUGGAGCUAUUUGAGCGAACCAGGCGGAAUCCUCCUCUGCCUCACGCAAUUAAGAGUAUAUUCCUACGGAAGAAGGUCAAGCCAGACUUAGGCGAGUUCGGGCGAAUACUGCUGCUUCAUGGGGUUUAUCAUGAGAUCUACCAGGUCAAAGCCUAUUUCCAACGGCCACUUUCAAAUUGGAUUCCCACUGCGCAGCAUGAGCCAAGUGUCUCAAAUCUUGCAAGUAGUCCUAGCAGCUCUUCUGAGCUGUCUGGUUCGCACCAGUGGCUUAGCGAGACGGCCACGUUUUCUGCUUGGAGAAGUGCUGCCCUGGAUUGUGUUGACGAGCUGCAUUGGUGGGCCAACGGAGUGAUAGCAAUACAGUCCGGAACGGAGCAUCCGACGGUUCAUCACCUGCACUUCUCGCGCGUGGUGCUCUUAGUUCCCGUAAAAGAAAUUCUGGUCUUACUGUUGUCUAUCACAAAGGACGCUGGGGAUGUAUCUCAACAAACUACUCCCGCCAAUGUUUAUAUGGCGGAACAGGAGGUCAUUCGGUGGGCACACCGUGACGAGGGCCGUCUGAACAUAGUCCAAGGCUCGACUGGCAGCUAUACACUGUGGAUGCGUCUUCUGGCAUUUGCACCGGAGGAGCCCGGCCAAAUGAGUGAAGAUGAAGAGGACGGUCAGGGUGCCAGUGCUGCCUCACUAGAAGAGGAGGACAACGGCCUCGAUGUUGAUGGAAUCGAGAACCCGGGAUUUAUAUGGCUAGACCGCCCGAACGACGACGAGAUGGUGCAAUAUUUUGUCCGGUCUGGACGACCGGUCAAUAUGAAGGCUUAUAUUUCCGGCGUGGGAGACAUCUAUGAAGCAAAAAGUCCCGCCAAGAUAUUGAGACACGGCCUACGCGUUCUGGAAUCUGUGGCAUUUGCUUGGGGCCGUGAUCGUGAUUAUGUCGACAUCCUCCAGAAGGCAGAGCGUGUUAUGCUAGGGAGGGGUGCUUGA
Clonostachys byssicola is the source of this 1803-nucleotide messenger RNA. Lineage: Eukaryota; Fungi; Ascomycota; Sordariomycetes; Hypocreales; Bionectriaceae. The record is from the annotation of a GenBank genome assembly.